GAGGCCUGAGUCAUUAUUUUAACUACCCUCAGGGGAACAGACACCCUCAGCUCUGGACCUCUACUUCCCCUCAGCGUGCUGCUGUGUGAUGGCCUUCAAAGCUGUGCUCCUCCUCGGUGCAAUGGCUUCUUAUCAUGGAUUCAACCUGGAUGUGGAGAACCCUAUAAUCUUCCGAGAAGAUGCAGCCGGCUUUGGGCAGACCGUGGUUCAGUUUGGCGGAUCUCGGCUUGUGGUGGGAGCGCCGCUAGAGGCCGUGGACAUCAACCAGACGGGACAGUUGUACAGCUGCGCGUCUGCAACCGGCUCGUGCCGGCCCAUCUCCCUGCACAUCCCCCCAGAAGCCGUGAACAUGUCCCUGGGCCUGUCGCUGGCGGCCUCCACUAACAACUCCUUGCUAUUGGCCUGUGGCCCAACUGUGCACAGAGCUUGUGGGGAGAACACGUACGCAAAAGGCUCCUGCCUCCUGCUGGGCUCCCACCUGCAGACCCUCCGGACAGUGCCAGCGGCCCUGGCAGAGUGUCCAAAUCAAGAGAUGGACAUUGCCUUUCUGAUCGAUGGCUCUGGCAGCAUUAGCCAAAGUGACUUUAAACAGAUGAAGAGUUUUAUCAAAGCUGUGAUGGACCAGUUCAAGGACACCAACACCCUGUUCUCCCUGAUGCAGUACUCAAACAUCAUGAAGACCCACUUCACCUUCACCGAGUUCCAGACCAGCCCAAGCACUCAGAGCCUGGUGAAGCCCAUCGUACAGCUGAGAGGCCUGACCUACACGGCCACAGGCAUCCUGAAAGUGGUGAACGAGCUAUUUCACAGCAAUAACGGGGCCCGCAAAAGUGCCAAGAAAAUACUCAUUGUCAUCACAGAUGGGCAGAAAUACAGAGACCCCAUGGACUACAGUGACGUCAUCCCCCGCGCAGAGAAAGCUGGGGUUAUCCGCUACGCCAUCGGGGUGGGAGAUGCUUUCCAGGAGCCUGCGGCCAGGCGGGAGCUGAACACCAUCAGCUCAGUGCCCUCGCAGGACCACGUGUUCAAGGUGGACAACUUUGCAGCCCUUGGCAGCAUCCAGAAAAAGCUACAGGAGAAGAUCUUUGCAGUCGAAGGAACCCAAUCAAAGACAAGUAGCUCCUUUCAGCAUGAGAUGUCGCAGGAAGGCUUCAGUGCGGCGCUCACAAUGGAUGGACCAGUUCUGGGGGCUGUGGGAAGCUUCGGCUGGUCUGGAGGUGCCUUUCUGUAUCCCCCUAAUGGGAGCCCCACCUUCAUCAACAUGUCUCAGGAGCGCGUGGACAUGAGGGACUCUUACCUGGGUUACGCCGCUGAGCUGGCCCUGUGGAAGGGGGUGCAGAGCCUGGUCCUGGGGGCCCCUCGCCACCAGCACACCGGGAAGGUUCUCAUCUUCAUCCGGGCGUCCGGGCAGUGGACACCACACGCCGAGGUCGCAGGGACGCAGAUCGGCUCCUACUUCGGGGCCUCCCUGUGCUCUGUGGAUGUGGACGGAGACGGCAGCACCGACCUGGUCCUCAUCGGGGCCCCCCAUUACUACGAGCCGACCCGAGGGGGCCGGGUGUCCGUGUGUCCCCUGCCCAAGGGGCAGAGGGCUCGGUGGCGGUGUGACGCUGUCCUGCAAGGCGAGCCGGGCCAUCCCUGGGGCCGCUUUGGGGCGGCGAUGACAGCGCUGGGGGAUGUGAACGGGGACCAGCUGGCGGACGUGGCCAUCGGGGCCCCUGGGGAGCAGGAGAACCGGGGCGCUGUCUACGUGUUUCACGGAGUCUCAAGAGGGGGCGUCAGCCGGUCCCACAGCCAGCGGAUCACUGGUUCUCAGCUCUCCUCGAGGCUCCAGUAUUUUGGGCAGUCACUGAGCGGGGGUCAGGACCUCACCCAGGAUGGACUAGUGGACCUGGCCGUCGGGGCCCAGGGCCAGGUGCUGCUGCUCAGGAGUCUGCCCGUGCUGAAAGUGGGAGUAUCCAUGAGAUUCACCCCCGCGGAGGUGCCAAAAGCCAUGUACCAGUGCUGGGAAGAGAUGCCCACCGCUCCAGAAGCCGUGGAGGCCACCGUCUGUCUCACUCUUCAUAAAGACUCCCUUGGCCAGUUCGGGGACUUCCAGAGUUCUGUGAGUUAUGAUCUGAUGCUGGACCCUGGCCGUCGGAUUUCUCGCGCUGUUUUUUAUGAGACCAAGAUCUCAACUUUGACUCGAAGGAAAACCCUGGGGCUUGGGGAUCAUUGUGAAGCUGUGAAGCUGCUUUUGCCAGACUGCGUAGAGGAUGUGGUGAACCCCGUCAUCCUGCGCCUCAACUUCUCCUUGGCGGGAGACCCCAUUUUAACCUGGAACCUUCACCCCGUGCUGGCUAUGGGCUCACAAGACGUCUUCACCGCUUCCCUCCCGUUUGAGAAGAACUGUAGACAAGACCACCUCUGUGAGGGGGACCUGAGUGUCAGCUUCAACUUCUCAGGCCUGCAUACCCUGAUGGUGGGGAGUACCUUAGAGCUCAACGUGACAGUGACUGUGUGGAAUGAGGGCGAAGACUCCUACGGAACUGUGGUCAACUUCUACUACCCAGCAGGGCUGUCCUACCGACGGGUAUCACGAAUACAGAAACGGCCACGUCAGCGUUCACUGCGCGUAGCAUGUGAGGCGGAGCCUGCUGAGAAUGAGGGUUUGAGGAGCAGCAGCUGCAGUAUCAACCAUCCCAUCUUCCCGGAGGGCACUAAGAGUACCUUCACAAUCACGUUUGAUGUCUCCUACAAGGCUACCCUGGGAACCAGGUUGCUUGUGCAAGCCAAUGCAAGCAGUGAGAACAACAAGCCUGCAACCGGCAAGACUACCUUCCAGCUGGAGCUCCCAGUGAAAUACACAGUGUACACAGUGAUCAGCAGACAGGAAGAAUCCACUAAGUACUUCAAUUUUUCCACUUCCGAUGAGAGGAGCAAGAAAGAGGCUGAACACCGAUAUCGUGUGAACAACCUGAGUCAGCGAGAUCUAGCCGUCUGUAUCAGUUUCUGGGUCCCCAUCUUGCUGAACGGCGCGCCUGUGUGGGAUGUGACUCUGAGGGUCCCUUCACAGAGUCUCUCCUGCGUGUCAGAAAGGGAACCGCCCCAGCGUUCUGACUUCCUGGCCCAGAUUCCAAGGAGCUCUGUGCUGGACUGCUCCAUCGCUGACUGCCUGAAGUUCCGCUGUGACGUCCCCUCCUUCGGCAUCCAGGAGGAGCUUGACUUCAUCCUGAAGGGCAGCCUCAGCUUCAGCUGGGUCAGCCAGACACUGCAGAAGAAGGUGCUGGUCGUCAGCGUGGCUGAAAUCACGUUCGACAGAUCCGUGUAUUCCCAGCUUCCAGGGCAGGAGGCAUUUCUGAGAGCCCAGACGGAAACUGUGCUAGAAGAAUUUGAGGCCUACAUUCCCAUCCCCCUCCUGGUGGGCAGCUCUGUGGGAGGCCUGCUGCUGCUGGCCCUCAUCACAGCCUCACUGUACAAGCUAGGCUUUUUCAAACGGCAGUACAAAGAAAUGCUGGGUGGCAAACGUGAAGACCCUGCCAUCUUCAGUGAGGAGGAUGUCAGCUAUGAAGCUCCCGAUUUGCCUGUGUCCUAAGAACCCACUUUCCUAUUUAUCUGCACCCCAUGAGCUGGCCUCGUCUCUGUAUACUUCUGCUUUCAUGGGAAGGACUUCCGCACAGAUCUGGACUGGCCUGAGGAACCUAUCUAGAGGAGUUGAAAGAUUUUUAUAUUUUUGUAAAUCUGUCAAACUUCA
Molecule: messenger RNA, 3733 nt
Organism: Chinchilla lanigera (long-tailed chinchilla)
Lineage: Eukaryota; Metazoa; Chordata; Mammalia; Rodentia; Chinchillidae
Gene: Itgad
Product: integrin, alpha D
Exons: 30
Coding region: 89-3574 (1161 amino acids)
Biological process (GO): cell adhesion mediated by integrin; cell-matrix adhesion; integrin-mediated signaling pathway
Cellular component (GO): external side of plasma membrane; integrin complex
Molecular function (GO): integrin binding
Source: RefSeq, a predicted model, not a curated record